Messenger RNA from Cicer arietinum (chickpea), 3024 nucleotides. RefSeq names its product pentatricopeptide repeat-containing protein At1g15510, chloroplastic. Gene Ontology annotation, biological process: RNA modification. The record is from RefSeq and is a predicted model, not a curated record. Gene Ontology annotation, molecular function: RNA binding; zinc ion binding; protein binding. NCBI's taxonomy places the organism in Eukaryota, Viridiplantae, Streptophyta, Magnoliopsida, Fabales, Fabaceae.
AACAAUAAGUAAACACAAGACAUAAUCAUCAUUCAAGUUUUGGAUAAGACUAUGGUUAUGGUUGACACAUUAAGAAACAAAGAUUUUUACACAAGACAAUUCAAAUUCACCUCACACUACUUUCUACUUUCACAACACUUUUCCUCUUCAUUCAUCCUUAAACCCUCAAAACUCCAAUGUCGUCGUUAUCUAAAUCCUCAAAACUCCAUCCUCCUCAAAAUCACCACCAACCCAUUUUUCCAACCAAUUUCAACAACUCAAAGUUCAAAGCUUUCACUUUCAAACAUAACUUCAACACCCUUUAUUCACCUCUCAAAAAUUCUAAACAUUGUUGUGUUUUUUCAAAUUCUAUCACCACCACAAUCACUUCCUCAAUUAGUAACCACCAACCAAACACUAAUCUUUGUCAAUUAUGCCUUAUUGGGAACUUAGGAAGUGCUAUGAGUUACUUGGAAACCAUGCAUGAGCUUCAAAUUUCAGUUCAAGAAGAUUCUUAUGUUGCUUUGGUGCGUUUAUGUGAGUGGAAGAGAGCUAGGAAAGAAGGUUCUAAGGUUUAUUUCUAUGUUAAGAAAUCAACUAUGAUGACUCAUUUGAGUCUUGAGCUUGGAAAUGCACUUUUGAGUAUGUUUGUUAGGUUUGGUAAUUUGGUUGAUGCAUGGUAUGUGUUUGGUAAAAUGCUUGAGAGGAAUUUGUUUUCUUGGAAUGUUUUGGUUGGUGGUUAUGCUAAAGGUGGAUUCUUUGAUGAAGCAUUGGGUCUUUAUGAGAGGAUGUUGUGGGUUGGUGUUAGGCCUGAUGUUUAUACUUUUCCUUGUGUUUUGAGGACUUGUGGUGGUGUUCCUGAUUUGGUUAAAGGGAGAGAGAUUCAUGUUCAUGUUUUGAGAUUUGGGUUUGAAUCAGAUGUUGAUGUUGUUAAUGCAUUGAUAACUAUGUAUGUGAAAUGUGGUGAUAUUGGUAAUGCUAGGUUGGUGUUUGAUAAAAUGCCCAGUAGAGAUAGGAUUUCAUGGAACGCGAUGAUUGCCGGGUAUUUUGAGAAUGGAGAUUGUUUCGAGGGCAUGAGAUUGUUUUGCAGAAUGAUUGAACAUCCGGUUGAGCCGGAUUUGAUGACCAUGACUAGUGUGAUUACUGCUUGUGAGCUUAUAGGUGAUGACAGAUUGGGGCGGCAGAUUCAUGGUUAUGUUACGAGAACCGAGUUUGCGAAAGAGCCUUCGGUGUAUACUUCGUUGAUUCAGAUGUACUCGUCUGUUGGACUUGUUGAGGAAGCUGAAAAAGUUUUUUCACAAACAGAAUGUAGAGAUGUGGUGUCGUGGACUGCAAUGAUAUCGGGUUACGAGAACAAUUUGAUGCAUAGGAAGGCUGUUGAGACUUACAAAAUGAUGGAAUUGGAAGGUAUUGUGCCGGAUGAAAUCACGAUCGCGGUUGUACUUUCUGCUUGUUCUUGUUUAUGCGAUUUAGAUAUGGGGAUGAAACUUCAUGAGGCGGCGAAGAAGACAGGGCUUGUUUCAUAUGCUAUAGUUGCAAACACACUCAUCGACAUGUAUGCUAAGUGUAAAUACAUUGACAAGGCUUUAGAAGUUUUCUACUCCAUUCGCGACAAGAAUAUCAUAUCAUGGACAUCAAUCAUCCUUGGCCUUAGGAUCAAUAACCGAUGUUUCGAGGCUUUGUUUUUCUUUCGGGAGAUGACGCGCAGACAAAAGCCGAACUCGGUUACUUUAGUUUGUGUAUUAUCUGCAUGUGCUAGAAUAGGAGCUUUGACAUGUGGAAAAGAGAUUCAUGCUCAUGCAUUGAGAAUUGGAGUGAGUUAUGAUGGUUUUGUACCUAAUGCAAUCUUGGACAUGUAUGUAAGGUGUGGAAGAAUGGAAUACGCAUGGAAACAAUUUUUCUCAACUGAUCAAAAUGUUUCCACAUGGAACAUUUUGCUAACAGGAUAUGCCGAACGCGGGAAAGGAACACUAGCUAUCGAGCUUUUUCGGAGGAUGGUAGAGUCAAAUGUUGUUCCUGAUGAAGUCACAUUUAUCUCCAUACUAUGUGCUUGCAGCCGAUCUGGUAUGGUGACGGAAGGCUUAGAAUAUUUCGACAGUAUGAAAUAUAAGUACUCAAUUACACCGAAUCUGAAACAUUACGCUUGUGUGGUUGAUUUAUUGGGCCGUGCGGGGAAGUUGGAUGAUGCUUAUGAAUUCAUACAGAAAAUGCCAAUGAAACCAGACCCUGCAGUUUGGGGAGCCUUAUUAAACGCGUGCAGGAUCCACCGUCGUGUUGAACUCGGUGAACUCGCUGCUAAAAAUAUCUUUCGAGAUGAUACAACAAGUGUUGGAUAUUACAUUCUUCUGUCGAAUCUAUACGCUGAUAAUGAUAUAUGGGACCAAGUUGCAGAAGUAAGAAAAAUGAUGCGACAGAACGGCAUAAUAGUCGAUCCCGGAUGCAGCUGGGUGGAAAUCAAGGGCAGAGUGCAUGCUUUUCUCAGUGGUGAUAAUUUUCACCCUCAAAUUAAGGAAAUAAAUGCACUUUUGGAGAGAUUUUAUGAGAAAAUGAAGGAAAAUGGUAUUCAAGGGUCAAAAAAUAGUCAUCAUAUGGACACAAUGGAAACUUCAAAAGCUGAUAUAUUUUGUGGACACAGUGAAAGAUUUUCCAUUGCAUUUGGACUUAUUAAUUCUGCACCUGGAAUGCCUAUUUUGGUAAAUAAGAACCUAUAUAUGUGCAAAAGUUGUCACAACACUGUCAAAUUUAUCUCGAAAGAGGUACGCCGAGAGAUUUCCGUAAGAGACGCAGAGCGGUUUCACCGUUUCAAGGGAGGCUUAUGCUCUUGCAUGGAUGAAGGUUAUUAGCUUCAUCUUGAUUAGAAGGAAAAGUGUAGGAUAUGUAACAUCAUAUUGAAAAGCUAUUAGGAUUGUAAGAUAUUUUACAACUUUGAAAUGUUGCACAAUAGUGAUUAAUGUGCAUAUGUAUUGUUGAUCAGCCAUUUGUAUAACACGAUAUACAGAGAAAUUAAAAAGAAAAAAAAAAGAUUAGGAUGUGUCUGAUUCUAUA